AUGAAGCAGCCGUCGCCGCCCUGGCUAGCCAUCCCCGCCUCGUCCGCGUCCGUAUCCGGCGACAGCCUAGUCACCUUGAUCGGUCGUCCUCCCAAGUGGACAUCAUCGGCGCAGCGCAAGAUGGCCCGCCUCUAUGUCUACACCACUCUUCCCUUGGAAAAAAUCGUCAAGGUCAUUCAUUCCAGUUUGCCCGAGUCGACUCCGGGUCUCGACUCGGCGAACAAGAAGCUCAGGUCGCUGCUGGACAAAGAGCCGCGAUGGCUUCAUCCGCGCACCGAGUCCGACAUGGGCCGUCGUGUGGCCCAGCUCUCCUACUCGCCAACCAGGUUGACAUUUGCAGAAAACGCCGCGGGGGACGGCCCACGCCCUCCCCAUGAUGAAACUUUAGCCGUCUCCUCAAGCCCAUUUGACGUUAAAAGGGAAACCACGGCAAGCCUGCUGCCGCCCGAGAUUCCCUUCUUCGGCCCCGAUUCAGCUGCCACCCCCCUGCAGGGACUCGUCCGAGGGCCACAACUUCAUUCGAGCAGCCACCCUACGGCCGACAGGUUCCCCGCACAUGGAUGCAACCCCGUCCAAUCCGAAGGUCUAGGAGAUGACGACGUCUUCUCUCCCUUUCUUCGGCGGACUACUUGCCUCUCUACGUCCACCGACUGCACGACCGGGUCGUUUCGGCAGUUGCUUCCCGGCUACUCUGAGCCGUACAUUCAGACCGUCAAGAGGCUAGUCAAGAGGUUCACGGUCCCAAUCAACACUCCUUGCAGCCUGUCCCCAAUGCCCCAAGGACCGCCCUUGCCGCGAGGCUGGCUGGACAAUCGGGACGGGCCACGGGCGUUCCACGACGAACCGCAUCCCUUGCCGGGCGACUUUCUGAGCUGCGACGCGUUCGCCACGGAGCGUGGUUGCCGCGCUCUGCCAGAAGCCCACCAGCAUGGGCGGUGUUUGUGCUUUGACCACGGCAGCAGUUACCCUUCGCCGUGGGUCACCACGGGCGGCAUAACCGCGGCCGGCCGGUGCUUGCUGGCGACAGGGCCUACGCCUUCCAACGUGUUUGAGCUCGAUUGCUUCGGCAACACAGUGUUGCAUUUUCUGGCCGCUCGUGCCCCGGCCGAGAUGCUCGUGCAGGUACUUCAGACAAAAUUGUGCGACACCAUCAUCAACAGGAGGAACACAGGUGGUCAGACCUUUUUGCAUGUCACUAAGAGAAUCGAGGGGCGGAAACCCGAACAGCUGCUUCGGCUUCUGCACAUGGCAAUUCGCAGGGGCUUCGACAUGUGCGCCCAAGACGUCUAUGGGCGCAACGUGCUUCAUAUCCUACGCUCGACGGGCCUAACUUUGGACGCGGUGCAGCGCACAUGUCCCGUCCCCGAGAGAUGGCGGUACAUCAAGCGCGACGCUUUUGGCCUCGUGCCGACCCAGCAGACACUACCCGGUGACCGUGACGAGCCGAUGUGCCUGGAUUCGAGCCCUUCCGAUGCCCUCUCGAUGACGAGCCCAGCACCGAGCAUAGAUCCUGCGAUUGCGAAAGAGGCUGGGCUGCUAGAGAAGAUCCGGCUGGCGUCUGAGAACCCGUUGCUGGAAGAUGUAGACGGAGGCAACGGCCUGCACUGCCUCGCCAUAGCGACGUUGAGCCCUGACAGUAUCGUGGACAAGUAUUGCUUGGACCCGGGCACGCAAGAUGGUUCGGUCGGCAAAGGAAAGCUCCUGGACUCGAGCAGCGCGAGGCUGGAAUUCCGCCGAUCCCUUGCCGCGGGACUGCUCGACGCCGGCGUCGACCCAAACCAUUACGACUGCCGCGGGAACACGCCCCUCAUGACGUUUUCUGCCGAGCUUCCCGAGGACAGUGACUACAAAACGGGGCCCAAGAUUCUCGACUUGCUGGUCGAGAAGGGAGCCAAUGUGCAUGCGAGGAACCGUGCAGGCGAAACGGCGCUGCACGUGGCGGUGCGCUGCGGCCGGAAGCUGGCCAUGAGGACGUUGGUGAGGCACGGCGCCAGCGUCCACGCCCGUGACGCCGAGGGCCGAAGCGUGCUGGACGUGGCGGAUGCCAAGAUGAUGAGCUCGAGAGCCGAGGAUCCGCGCGAGUACGCGCGCCACGAGGCCUGCCGGGCGUGGCUGAGCAGCAACAAGGGGCUUGCCGUACAAAGGCCGACGGUUUUGGACGAGUGGGGGCGGGCGUGA
This is a messenger RNA of Hirsutella rhossiliensis, 2178 nucleotides long. RefSeq names its product ankyrin repeats (3 copies) domain-containing protein. Gene Ontology annotation, molecular function: protein binding. Bases 1 to 2178 code for a protein of 725 amino acids. Lineage: Eukaryota; Fungi; Ascomycota; Sordariomycetes; Hypocreales; Ophiocordycipitaceae. The transcript has 2 exons. The record is from RefSeq and is a predicted model, not a curated record.